AGUAGCAAAUCCACUUAUCCACUGGCAGCAGGUUCUCAACUCCGUCUGCAGCGCAGCAGGAUUCCGCCCAAUCCUCCGAUAGUCGCAGCCGGCCAGCAGUCGUCCACUCCGACCACACUCCACAGAUUUGACUAGUCAAACAGCCAAAAAGGGUGUUUGGUAGUUGGCUGCUGAGUCCGAAAAGCCAAAAUUCAAAAAGCUGCAAGGAGUAGCAUUUCAGUUUGACGGUUGGAAAAUAAAUUUUUUAUUAUUUGUUAUUGGAAGCGAGGUGUCUACGUCGCCCCCGCGACCAUUGCCCUCGACGCACAUCGGAUAUCUCCCAAUCGCCGACUACAGAGGUGUGUCGUCGUCCCACGCCAGGCUUACAUUCCCGUGAACAGGAUUGAAGUCAUCUCAGCAUUAUUUCCAUAAAGAUUUGCCCUGUUAUUAUUGUAAAUUGCUUUCAAUGGCUUCGGGUUCUCACAGAGGUGGCGGUUUUUAUGGAGCUGAACCCUACCGGUCAAGAGAUGGAUUGAGUACAAGACAGGUAGGCAGUUCAGAUGAAAUACAGUUGCGUAUUGAUCCAAUGCAUGGAGACUUGGAUGAUGAAAUCACUGGUCUUCGAAAACAAGUUAAACAGCUUAAAUAUGUUGCUCAGGAAAUUGAAUCAGAAGCUAAAUUCCAGAACGACUUUAUUAGCCAGCUGCAAAUGACAUUGAUCAAAGCUCAAGCUGGGCUGAAAAACAAUAUGAGGCGGCUUAAUAGGAGUAUCAUCCAGGAGGGAUCAUCCCAUGUAAUGCAUGUUGUACUCUUUGCACUGCUCUGCUUCUUUGUCAUCUAUUUGCUGGCCAAGCUCUCGCGGCGAUGAAGGGGAGUCUCGCGCAACUCUUGUACUACUCUACUUGCACAUCGCCUACGUGAAAAUGUAUCAUGCUGUUUUUAAAAAUAUACAUUUAAUCAAAAUGUCUCAACUAGACUUGUGCUAGUGUGUUGCAUAGGAAGAAUAUUUUUUCAUAUUUUAAAAAUAUAUACAUUUGAUCAAAAAGUGUCAUGCAUAACAACAAAUGUCGAGUUAUGAUCUGCACAAAUUUUUUUAUAAAUCAAUUUAAAAUAUUAACGUGACAAUGAAGAUACAGUGGGGGU
Cuscuta campestris is the source of this 1122-nucleotide messenger RNA. The record is from the annotation of a GenBank genome assembly. NCBI's taxonomy places the organism in Eukaryota, Viridiplantae, Streptophyta, Magnoliopsida, Solanales, Convolvulaceae.